Molecule: messenger RNA, 1642 nt
Organism: Colletotrichum godetiae
Lineage: Eukaryota; Fungi; Ascomycota; Sordariomycetes; Glomerellales; Glomerellaceae
Product: cytochrome P450
Exons: 3
Coding region: 139-1611 (490 amino acids)
Molecular function (GO): monooxygenase activity; heme binding; iron ion binding
Source: RefSeq, a predicted model, not a curated record
AUUUCAUCCAUUCUCCGGAGAUGUGCGAAUUCCCACUACUAACUUUUGGAAGCUUCCCCCUCUCGUGAUCACACUCUUCACUUCCUGUUUGCACAGACAACUCCUUUAGACCCGAGUCAUCGAGCGUACUUGGCCAUCAUGCUGGGCACGAUUCUUGCCUUUGUGGCGCUGUUAGCCCUCUACUUUAUCGGCAGCGCCAUCUACAACGUCACUCUCCAUCCGCUGGCCGAUGUGCCGGGCCCCAAGAUCUGCGCCAUUACUCGCAUUCCCUACUGGCGUGUCGCAUUGAAAGGCGACGACAUAGAAUGGAUGAAAAGCUUGCACGAAAAUUUUGGCCCUGUCGUUCGUUUUGGUCCCACGGACUUGAGUUACACGGCCGGAGAGGCUUGGAAUGAUAUUCACGGGCCCAAGGUGACAGAGAAAGCCCAAGAGUUUUCAGUCCAACCUGUCAAUGGUGUCCCAAGUAUGCUCACGGCGAACACGGAAGACCACUCUCGUGUUCGCCGCCUCUUCUCACCUGCGUUCUCGGAACGUGCGUUGAGGCAACAGGAGCCUCUAUUCCGGAAGUACGUGGAUCUUCUCAUGUAUAAGAUAAGCGAGGUUGGCAAGGAGGGAGGAAAGCCCGUGGAAAUGACCCAAUUGCUCAACUUUGCGACAUUCGACGUCAUGGCCGAACUCUGUUUCGGUCAGCCCCUCGGUUUGCUGGCAAAGAACGAAUACAGCCCCUGGGUCAGGUCAAUCUUCGAGUCACUCAAGAUGUUGCCCAUUGUCUCCAUCAUCAACUACUACCCCAUCCUGACCGCCAUAUUCAACCGCUUCGAGCCGAAGUCCGUCGUGGAGCAGCGCAUCACUCACUGCAAGCACUCCGAAGACCGCGUCAACCAACGACUACAGGAUGGCUCUGACCAGCCUGAUGUCUGGAACUUGGUUUUAGCGGCCAAGGAAGGCAAAGGUCUUUCCCUUGAGGAGAUGCAUUCAAACUCUGAGAUUUUCAUGCUUGCCGGCUCGGAGACGACAGCUACACUCCUCAGCGGUUGCCUCUACAAUCUGCUCAUCCACCCGGAGAAAAUGAAGACGCUCCUCGAAGAGAUCCGAGGCAACUUCACAAAGCUGGACGAACUAACGUUCGAGCGCCUUCAGGAGCUGAAGUACAUGAACGCCUGUCUGAAGGAAGCGCUGCGCGUCUACCCUCCAGUGCCCAUCGGUAGUCCCAGAGUGGUGCUCCCUGGUGGACAACAGAUUCUUGGCAAAUGGGUUCCCGCCGACACGCGCGUGUCAGUUCACCACUGGUCAACAUACAAAUCUGAGUCCAACUUCAAGAACGCCGAAACUUUUACCCCGGAAAGGUGGCUCAAAACGGACCCCACCUAUGCAGGGGACGCUCUGGAAGCUCACCAGCCGUUCGGCUUCGGACCGCGAAACUGCCUGGGCCAGAACAUGGCAAUGCACGAGAUGAGACUGAUCCUGGCUACCCUCCUCUUCUCGUACGACCUCGAACUAUGUGAGGAAAGCCGGGAUUGGAAGAACCAAAAGGCUUUCGCGCUGUGGAUCAAGAAUCCGUUGAUGAUUCGGGCCAAGCCUUUGGUUGCACAAACUAGAAUGAAAAUCUGAAAGGCGCACGUUACCUUCGAGAAGAGAUCGU